AUGGAGUUGACUCCACGACGACACGAACUGCUUUCGGUUUACUUACUUGGACUCGGGACACUAUUCCUUUAUCUUGGCUAUUUCACGCAAUGCUUUAUUUCGGAAUCUGUUUUACAUUCAGUUCAUAGUAAGGAUCCACAGCGGAUAUCGGGUUUUGCAGGAUACUACGGUCAAGCUUUUCAUUACUCAGCUUUUGCAAUUUCAAGCCUAUUCUCAGCUGGUUUACAACACUAUUUUGCUUCAAAAUGGAUUCUUGUCAUAGCUACCGUAAUGUUUGCUACCUAUCAUUUGGGUUUCUUUUAUAUCAACUCGUACUACUUCUACUUCUCUCAAGUGUUGAUGGGAUUCGCUUAUUCAUUGUAUAACAAUGGUGAAGGCGCUUAUAUAGCUGAACACUCAUCACGACGUACGGUUGAAUCAAAUUCAGGAAUUGAAACAGCUGUUGGUCACAGUAGGUGA
Strongylus vulgaris is the source of this 459-nucleotide messenger RNA. The record is from the annotation of a GenBank genome assembly. Lineage: Eukaryota; Metazoa; Nematoda; Chromadorea; Rhabditida; Strongylidae.